Molecule: messenger RNA, 1746 nt
Organism: Metarhizium brunneum ARSEF 3297
Lineage: Eukaryota; Fungi; Ascomycota; Sordariomycetes; Hypocreales; Clavicipitaceae
Gene: HAS1
Product: ATP-dependent RNA helicase HAS1
Biological process (GO): maturation of LSU-rRNA from tricistronic rRNA transcript (SSU-rRNA, 5.8S rRNA, LSU-rRNA)
Cellular component (GO): nucleolus
Molecular function (GO): RNA helicase activity; nucleic acid binding; ATP binding
Source: RefSeq, a predicted model, not a curated record
AUGGGUGACGGAAUUGCCAAGAAGCGGAAGCGCAAUGGCGCGGAAGCUGUUGCCAAUGCCACCGCCUCUUCGAAAAAGUCAAAGAAGGUCAAGAACCCACCGCCACAGAUCGAGCCUGAGGAGGACGAGAGUGAAAGCGGAGACAAUGAGAGUUUGAGCGAGGAGCAGAACGAACAACAGGACGAGGAGAACAGCGAGGAUGCAGAGGAAGGCCCCAUCGCUGAGGAUGCAGAAGACGAAGAUGCCGACGACACAGUUGGAGAUCUUCCAACCGACGGCGCUCCUAUACUGGCCCCGACUGCUGAGUCGGAUAUGUUUGACCAAUUGAAGCUGUCGGAGAAGACGAUGAAGGCCAUCACAGAAAUGGGCUUCACCAAGAUGACUGCCAUCCAGAGGACUGCUAUCCCACCGCUGCUGGCAGGCAAGGAUGUUCUUGGUGCGGCCAAGACCGGUUCGGGCAAAACACUUGCUUUCCUUAUCCCCGCGAUCGAGAUCCUCAGCGCUCUACGAUUCAAGCCCAGAAACGGCACUGGCGUCAUUGUGGUCUCGCCUACUCGAGAAUUAGCCCUUCAAAUUUUCGGUGUCGCUCGCGAGCUUAUGCAACAUCACUCUCAGACGUAUGGUAUUGUUAUUGGAGGUGCCAAUAGAAAGGCAGAAGCAGAGAAGCUGUCCAAAGGCGUCAACCUGCUGAUUGCCACUCCUGGUCGGCUCCUCGAUCAUUUAUUAAACACGCCAUUUGUGUUCAAGAACCUCAAGUCCCUCGUUAUCGACGAAGCAGACCGCAUCUUGGAAGUUGGUUUUGAGGACGAGAUUCGCCAAAUCGUCAAGGUGUUAUCCAAUGACGACCGACAGACUAUGCUGUUCUCAGCCACACAAACCACCAAAGUUGAGGAUCUUGCAAGGAUAUCACUGCGACCCGGCCCUCUGUAUAUCAAUGUCGACGAAGAGACGCAGUUCAGCACUGUGGACGGGCUUGAACAAGGCUAUGUCCUUUGCGAUGCCGACAAGCGAUUCAUCUUGCUCUUCUCAUUCCUGAUGAGAAUGAAGGAAAAGAAGAAGAAGGUGAUUGUGUUCUUCAGUAGCUGCAACUCGGUCAAGUACUACUCGGAGCUCCUCAACUACAUCGAUUGCCCGGUGCUAGAUCUUCACGGCAAGCAGAAGCAGCAAAAGCGGACAAAUACUUUUUUCGAAUUUAGCAAUGCCGAGCAUGGUAUUCUAAUUUGCACUGAUGUUGCUGCUCGUGGACUCGACAUCCCUGCCGUAGAUUUCAUUGUGCAAUUCGACCCCCCGGAUAACACGCGCGACUACAUUCACCGUGUCGGCCGUACAGCUCGUGGUGCCAAUACAAAGGGUCGGAGUCUGUUGUUCCUCCAACCCAACGAGGUUGGAUUCCUGUCACACCUCAAGACUGCCCGCGUGCCUGUCGUCGAAUUUGAAUUUCCUGCAAAACAUAUCAAGAAUGUGCAAUCCAAUCUGGAGAGGCUGAUUGGAAAGAACUACUACCUGCAACAGAGCGCCAAGGAGGCGUUCAAGUCAUACCUGCACGCCUAUGGGUCGCACAGCCUGCGAUCGGUAUAUGACGUGCAGAAGUUGGACUUGGUGCGCGUGGCCAAGAGCUUUGGUUUCGCAACCCCGCCUCGCGUCGACAUCAACCUAGGACAGUCAAUGAGCAGGAACAAGGUGCAGGGCAGAAGAUCAUAUGGUAGCCAGCCUCGCCAGCCAGUCCGACAAGGCGGCCGCAGAUGA